CCCGCUCCACCACGUUCAUAGUGAAGUUAACCCUUCCUGUGCUCCAGGUCUGUGUGAUCUGUGUCCCAGUCUGGAGAAACAGCUGCUGGUGUUUCCGGGUCAUAAGUGUGGAAGUCUGCAGCUGGUCGACCUUUCUAACACCAAACCCGGCACGUCGUCGGCUCCGUUCACCAUCAACGCCCACCAGAGCGAGAUCGCCUGCGUGGCUCUGAACCAGCCGGGCAGCGUGGCGGCGUCGGCGUCUCGCAAAGGAACGCUGAUCCGUCUGUUCGACACCACGACCAGAGACAAGCUGGUGGAGCUGCGGCGCGGGACAGACCCCGCCACCCUCUACUGCAUCAACUUCAGCCACGACUCAUCCUUCCUGUGUGCCUCCAGUGAUAAAGGAACCGUCCACAUCUUCGCUCUCAAAGACACCAAACUGAACCGCCGCUCCGCGCUGGCCCGUGUGGGGAAGGUGGGCCCUGUGAUCGGUCAGUACGUGGACAGCCAGUGGUCGUUGGCCAGCUUCACCGUGCCGGCUGAGUGCGCCUGCAUCUGUGCUUUUGGGAAGAACACGUCCAAGAACGUCAACUCUGUCAUCGCGAUCUGUGUGGACGGGACGUUUCAUAAAUACGUGUUCACUCCGGAUGGAAACUGUAACCGAGAAGCCUUCGACGUUUAUCUGGACAUUUGUGAUGACGACGACUUCUGAGGCCGACGUGAGGAGGAAGAGGAGGACGAAUGAAAAUGACUGAAUUAUUAUCGUCGUAUCUCCAGAAUGUAGCAGCCUGAAACUUUAUGUGCAUCACGAAGAGAAGAGACGACAAGUUACAAUCUAAUUAAAAAUCGUUUUUGAGAAGAAAUCAGUGUUUAUAUCCCUGGUGUUUGUUCUCUUCAUCUUCACACAGUGAUGUCAUCACCUUCAUACCUCUUGUAAAUGGAGAAUUUGUAAUUUGUUUGUAAUUACAACCUUUAAAGGAA
Molecule: messenger RNA, 963 nt
Organism: Anarrhichthys ocellatus (wolf-eel)
Lineage: Eukaryota; Metazoa; Chordata; Actinopteri; Perciformes; Anarhichadidae
Gene: wdr45
Product: WD repeat domain 45
Exons: 5
Molecular function (GO): protein binding
Source: RefSeq, a predicted model, not a curated record